GCAGUUUGAGAGGACCCCACCUAUCAUGGGGAUUAUCAUUGAUCACUUUGUGGACCGUCCCUACCCCAGCUCCUCACCCAUGCAUCCCUGCAAUUACAGAACAGGUGAAGAAAAUGCAGUGGCAUAUCCAUCAGUAGAAGAUUCUCAAGAAGUAUGCACAACCUCUUUCUCUACUUCUCCCCCAUCCCAGUGUGUAUUUACUGUCACUAAAGCACAUUUUCAUACCCCUCCUCCUGUGGUGAUGGAUACCUUGAAGGGCCCUAUGAUGGGGCUGGCCUUUUCACACCAA
Molecule: messenger RNA, 289 nt
Organism: Protobothrops mucrosquamatus (brown spotted pit viper)
Lineage: Eukaryota; Metazoa; Chordata; Lepidosauria; Squamata; Viperidae
Product: autophagy-related protein 13-like
Exons: 3
Source: RefSeq, a predicted model, not a curated record